UUGCUUCAUGAGCCGCACUCUUUUAUAUCUUUAGACAUUUUGUUUUCUCAAGUAUCUAUCUUCAGUUGAGAUAAUAGUAGUAGUAGUAGUAGUACAUGAACACUACUAACUAGAGUCUAGUGGGUUGUUGAUAUACACUAUACAUUGCUGUAGUGUUUGCUUCAUUUUUAAUUUCAAAGGGGAUUUCAUAUCUUUUGCUUUUACUUGUUUGGCUUUUGAGCGGGACCCCCGGCACUGGCCGAGUGGAGAACAGAAGAACAGAAGAGAAGAGAAGAGACCCUCAGCUUAGACGCUGUGUGUGCCAGCCACCCUUCAGCCUUGCCUUGUGUGGGCCUAUUAUUAUAUCUCUCUUCUCAACUCCUUCCCAGCAUCUACUUCUUCUUCUUCUCUUCUUUUUCUUCUUCUUUUACUGCUUUUGUUCUGCUGCUGCUGGUUGAGAGUUGAGAGUUGGGAGAUGGCGGAGAACUUGAAUGAUGGGGUGUUUUGGCUCCCAGCUGACUUCCUUGAUGAUGAUAUCUUCGCAAAAGGAGAGACUAUAGGGACAAGUGUUGCUUGUUUCUCUAACGGUGUCGGUGUGGAUCUCAACUCGCCGACAGAGACCUUGACCGAGACGGAGAGCGAUGAGGAGGAUUACAUGGCUGGGCUUACCCGUCAGAUGGCUAGCUCCUUUCUUGACGCCGACGAAGACACCGUUGCUUUCCCUGGAUCGAUUCCCAAGGUACUUACGGGUUCGCCGCAGUCAACGCUUUGUGCUAUGGAAGGAUGGUCGAGCUCGAGCGGGGGAAGCCCUAACGGGCCAUCGCAAGUUUCGUCGCCUCCUUCGACCCCGUUCGAGCAGGCUCACUCCGGUUCUUCAGAUCUAUUGUAUGUUGCGGCGGGGCAAGUGAUGCGCAUGAGGAUAGAAGAGCAAGAAAAACAGGUCAAGUAUCAAGGCCGUGGUCUCUUAGAGACACCAAAGAAGCCCUCAGAGACAACACCCACUUGUAAUAUUCGGCCCCCUGCCUACUUCGCCAACAACAUCCCCAUGCCCACCUUGCAGCAGCUUGAGUUUGAGCGACUGAAACAAGAGCAACUAAUUAAGCAACAAAUAGCUGCUGCUUGGGUGAAGCCAAACAGGGGAAGAAGGUAUGACCAUACGCUCGGCUUGCCAUCCUCUGCGUGGCCACCUCUCCAGCCUCAACGUCAGCAGCAACAACAACAACAACAACCUCCUCCGGCAUCGGCUGGAGCUGGGAUGAGAGCCAUUUUCCUCAAUGGUUCUGGAUCCCGGAAACCUUCUGGUGGCACCGGUGUCUUCUUGCCCCGUAGAGCUGGGAAUACCAACGAGGCACGUAAGAAGCCAGCCUGUUCCACUGUGCUGCUACCAGCCAAAGUUGUGCACGCUCUGAACCUGAAUCUUGACGGAUUGAAUGCUAAUAUCGUGGACCACAAUGUUAUGGAUGGUACUCGUCCUGGUAAAAGAAAUUACAACCAUCGUUCUCAGCAGCCUCCGCAGUGGGCUUAUUAAUGGGUACCCAGUGCCAUCGCCACUAGUACUACUAUUGCUAUUACUAUAACUUACUGUUAUUCUAGUUUCUAGCUGACAGAGUGACUGACUGAUUAUAAGCGUUGAUGUUCUGGUUUAGUUUUAGUGAAAGCAAAAAAGCAGCAGAGUAGUAGGGUUUCGUUUCUCUAUUUGAUUGUAUUUGUGAUAGUUGAAAAUCAAGGGGAAAGCAUGCCACCACACAAGUAACUUGCUGUCUGUUCUUUGUUUUAGUUAAAAAAUAAGGUUAGAAGAAAAGGUGUGUUUUGUGAGAAGAAAGAGGAUUUCGACUGGUUUACUGUUACUGCAAUAAGUGCUUGGAGUAUCCGUUCAUUGAAGCGCCGCCGUCCUCGCUUCUCUUUGUCUACUUAGUUUUUGGAAUUUUAGUAUGAGAGAGCUCUCUGGUGAGGUUUUGCGCCACUGAGCUGGGCUCUCUCUCUUAGAUGUAAUAAGCCAAAUAUGUAAUUUGGGGUUGUUUUGUUAUUUUAAGUAAGCAUUAAGCAAUCUGAAGGAAGAAUAUGUUUGAAUUGUCUCACCAAUGAUUCAAUGGAAAUUGUAUCCCUGUUGAUCUGUACUGUUGUAAUUACUUAAAUGAAGAAAUUAAUGAUCGAGAAACACUGUUUGUUA
Dioscorea cayenensis subsp. rotundata (Guinea yam) is the source of this 2149-nucleotide messenger RNA. RefSeq lists its product as uncharacterized. The transcript is spliced from 5 exons. The record is from RefSeq and is a predicted model, not a curated record. The coding region runs from base 455 to 1507 and encodes 350 amino acids. Lineage: Eukaryota; Viridiplantae; Streptophyta; Magnoliopsida; Dioscoreales; Dioscoreaceae.